This is a messenger RNA of Cicer arietinum (chickpea), 1077 nucleotides long. RefSeq lists its product as uncharacterized. The record is from RefSeq and is a predicted model, not a curated record. Lineage: Eukaryota; Viridiplantae; Streptophyta; Magnoliopsida; Fabales; Fabaceae.
ACAAAAGAGUUUAUUUUGUACAAUAGCCAAUAGGCACAAGUAGUAGUGUUGUGACAUGGCAUGGUGGUAGAGAAAAAGUGGAGGAAAGGAUGGGAGAGAUUGUAAACCUAGGAAGAGGAGGCCCGUUAAUCCUUAGCACGACGAUAUGGUCAUGCCGUUCCCACUCCCAAUUGACUAAGCUUGACUCUGUUCAUACUAAAUGGACUCGUUUACACCAUACACUCUACUCCAACGCCAGAUUCGUUUGCCUUUUCUCAAACAAUAAAAGACAGGAACAAGCUAGAAAAGCAUUAGAAGGUGCACUAAGUGGAAAGAAAAAUGAAUUUGAGAAGUGGGGCAAAGAAAUAAAAAAACGAGAAGAGCUGGGAGGUGAUGCCGGCGGUAGUGGUGGAGGAGGUUGGUUUGGGUGGGGUAGAUGGUUUGGGUGGUCUAAUGAUGAUAAUUUUUGGCAAGAAGCAAAACAAGCUAGUCUUACUAUACUCGGCAUCAUUCUCAUAUAUCUCCUAGUUGCAAAAGGUGAUUUGAUCCUUGCCGUCAUCAUCAAUCCAUUGCUGUAUGCACUUCGGGGUGUGAGAAAUGGAUUUGGCCUCACAACAUCAAAAGUCAUGAAAAAUACUUCUAACGGUGAUCAGCCUGAUUUUGAUUUGAAGAAAGGUUACAAGAGUGCUUCUGCUAAAGAGAACGUUGUAAGAAAAUGGGGUAGUGAUUAGUGGAUAACUUGUUUGUCACAGGUUUGGCAUCGUCACAUUUAGAGCAGAAUGUCAUUUAUAUUACCCUUCAUUGUUGGUUCUACAUCACCUUAGCUCCAUGCUGUAUUUUAGUGAGGUGAUUAUUGCCGUAACUCAAAAGGUUUUUUCUCCCCUUCGCAUCUGAAUGAAUAACUUUUGCUUUCUCUUGCAAAAUCUGUUUUACAAGCUUGCAAUUGGUAAGGAGAUUGUAUCUGUAAAAGAAUGAGUAGAGUUAUUAGGUUAAAUGGUGGUUGCUUUGAAAUUAUUAUUAUUAGUAACUGUAUCUUGAUUUGUUUUCUGUUGUUUUAUCAAAUUUAGUUGAAAAACAACAUGAAUGCUCAUGAGAUUA